AUGCGUUCGACGGGAGGAUCUUCCACGCAGACCGUCACCAUCACUAGGAGAGCUGGUGGUGGUGCCAAGAAAAGACCACAGAGAAAGAUAGCGACUCUGCGCAAUGUGGCGGCCCUGGUCUGUGUGGUACUGGUGCUCGUCUACGUAUCAGUGGCGGUGUUGCUCCGAAUCAGUGCCGAGGUCCAGUCGCACCUCAUCUUCCUCCACUACGUCAGAAUACCCUUCUUCGGUAACCUCAGCGACCCGGCGGAGCUGGGCGUCAGAAACGCCAGGAACUACGACCUGAUGCAAUACGACGGGUGUCCGGUUAGCACCUGGCACAUCUUACCGGACACCUAUCCGGACAACGUUACUGAGAGUCAGGCCUACAUCUCCGCUCUCUCUGACGGUGCCCCCAUAGUGCUGUAUCUCCACGGGAAUACCGGGACAAGGGGGACGAGGCACAGGAUAGAGGCCUACCAGUCGCUCACCAGACGAGGCUAUCACGUGAUUGCCUUUGAUUACAGGGGCUACGGGGACUCUCAGUGCGUCCCAAGUGAGAGAGGUAUGAUGGAGGACGCGCUACUCGAGUGGGACUGGAUCCAAUCUCACUCCCCACACAGCCCGGUGUACAUCUGGGGACACUCCCUGGGCUCAGCAGCUGCCACUUACCUAGCCAAAGAGAUCUGGGCACGCAGACACACAUACCCUAAAGGAGUCGUUCUAGAUGCUCCCUUUACUUCCAUGGUCGACGCUGCCUCAAACCAUCCGUUUGCAAUUCCCUACUGGCCUAUCAUGAGCGUCUUCCGCUACCUCGUUCUGGAGAGCUUUCACCAAAGAUUUGAGUCUGAGUUGCGGCUGAUAAGCUUCCCUUUCCCCCUCCUCAUUGCUCACGGACACAGCGAUGUCAUCAUACCAUUUCACCUCGGCCAGAGGAUGUACGAGACAGCCCUAGAGGCUCGCAGAAGGAACCCUUACAUGAGUAAGAGAGCCUAUUUUGUUGACUGCGGAAGAAGCACCCACAAGACUAACUUUGAGAGUGGAGACUUGCAACAUGCCCUUGAUCAUUUCAUUGACAGGAAGUGA
Messenger RNA from Geodia barretti, 1065 nucleotides. Lineage: Eukaryota; Metazoa; Porifera; Demospongiae; Tetractinellida; Geodiidae. The record is from the annotation of a GenBank genome assembly.